ACGUUGGAUAUUUGAGGCAAUGUUCGUGUUCGAGUCAAACAACCUUACUUCAAACUUAUAUCUGAACACUGUUUCUGCUCUUCGCUGAUGAACAUGGCCGAAUUUUUCGUCUUCGAUAUUGCAGAAUCACUGCUAUGUAAGCUUGCUUCUCACGCUUAUGAAGAAGCUUCUCGAGCCUAUCAUGUGUAUGAGGAUUUUCAAGGGAUCAAAGACACUUUGUCAAUUGUGAAAGGUGUACUAUUGGAUGCUGAGGAGAAGAAGGAACAGAAGAAUGGCUUGCGUGAAUGGCUGAGGCAGUAUCAAUGCGUCUGCUACUAUGCUGAAGAUGUAGUUGAUGAAUUUGAUUGCCAAACAUUGCGAAAGCAAGUUGUGAAAGCUUCUGGCAGCAUCAAGAUGAAGGUAGGACACUUCUUUUCUUUGUCCAAUCCUCUUAUUUUCCGUCAUAGGAUGGCUCGUCAAAUCAAAGAUGUUAAGGAUAGAUUGAAUAAGAUAGCAGCUGAUGGGAACAAGUUUGGCCUUGAGAGGAUUGAUGUUGACCAAAGAGUUCUGCAAAGGAGAGAAAUGACUUAUUCCUAUGUCGAUGCUUCUGGUGUGUUAGGAAGGGAGAAUGAUAGGGAAGAAAUCAUCAAGCUUUUGUUGCAACCUCUCCCUGAUGGUGGCUGUGAUCAAAGCCUGUGUGUUAUUCCCAUAGUUGGAAUUGGUGGCUUGGGGAAGACCACACUUGCGAAGUUGGUGUUCAAUGAUAGGAGGAUGGAUGAAGUUUUUCAAUUGAAGAUGUGGGUCUGUGUCUCUGAUGAUUUUGAUAUUAGGCAGAUCAUUGUUAAAAUCAUCAACUCUGCUUCUGCUUCUGCUUCUGCUUCAGCUCCAACAAUUGCUCUUGGUCUCAAAGAAAAUGUCAACCACUUAGACAUUGAGCAGCUACAGAGAAUUCUCAGAUAUAAACUUUUUGGUCAUAAGUUUUUACUCGUCUUAGAUGAUAUAUGGAAUAAUGAUCGUACAAAAUGGAUAGAGUUGAAAGACUUGAUAAAUACUGGAGCUGUGGGAAGCAAGGUCUUGGUGACAACACGUAGUAACUCAAUUGCUUCAAUGAUGGGCACUGUUCCCUCCUACAAUUUAGCAGGCCUUUCUCUGGAGAAUUGUUUAUCUCUGUUUGUCAAAUGGGCAUUCAAGGAAGGCGAAGAAAAUAAAUAUACAAAUCUAGUGGAGAUUGGAAAGGAUAUUGUGAAAAAAUGUCGAGGGGUUCCAUUGGCAGUAAGAACAUUAGGAAGUUCCCUGUUCUCAAAUUUUUCGUUAGAUAGUUGGGAGUUUGUAAGAAACCAUGAAAUUUGGAACUUAAAACAAAAGAAAGAUGACAUUUUACCGGCCCUUAAGUUGAGCUAUGAUCAAAUGCCAUCCAAUUUGAGGCACUGUUUUGCUAUGUUUUCUCUUUUCCCUAAAGAUUUUGGCUUUAGUACUCGUAAAUUAUUUAAUAUUUGGCUGGUAUUUGGAUUGCUUCAAUCUCCAGAUGGAAGUCAAAAUCUAGAGAAUGUUGCAAGACAGUAUAUUGCCGAGUUACAUUCAAGAUCAUUUCUUGAGGAUUUUGAUGACUUUGGUCACUUGGACUAUUUCAAAGUACAUGAUUUGGUACAUGAUCUUGCACUGUAUGUUGCGAAACCAGAGUUUCUUGUGAUAAACUCCCACACUCGCAAUAUACCUGAGCAAGCAAGGUAUUUGUCAAUUGUUGAAAAUGUUCCACUUAGCCCUGCUUUGUUCCCCAAGUCCAGAACUGUGAGAACUAUGUUAUUUCCCGUCGAUGGAAUAGGUGUUGACUGUGAAGCUCUAUUGCAUACAUGGAUAACAAGAUACAAAUACUUACGGCUUUUAGAUUUAAGUGAUUCUUCAUUUGAGACCCUGCCUAAUUCAAUUGCUGAAUUGGAGCAUCUGCAAGGCAUCGAUCUAUCAAAUAAUUGCAAAAUAAAAAGACUUCCUCAUUCUCUUUGCAAACUACAAAAUUGGAAACUUUUGUCAGUCAGAGGAUGCGUGAAUCUUGAAAAAUUGCCUAAAGGGUUAGGGAAGUUAAUCAGCCUUCAACAUUUGUAUAUAACCACAAAACAAUCGGUUCUGCCACAGAAUGAAUUCGCAAGCUUGUGCAAUCUGCAAACUUUGAGUUUUGAAUAUUGUGACAAAUUGAACUUUUUGUUCAGAGGGGUACAACUCCCUUCCCUUGAAAUUUUGCUUGUUCAAUCAUGUGGGAGCCUAGAGUCCUUACCUUUUUAUAUUCUUCCUGAAUUAGAGGUUCUACUAGUAAUGCGGUGCGAUAAGCUAAAUCUAUCGUUGACCUAUGAAACCCCAAUCCAAAAGUUAAGGAUGAAAUUUCUGCAUCUUGAGCAUUUUCCAAGGCAAAUGACACUGCCAGAAUGGAUUCAAGGAGCAACUGGCACUUUACAGACAUUAUUAAUUUUAGAUUUUCCUAAUCUUAAGAUGCUUCCUGAAUGGCUGACAAGAAUGGCUCGUCUUAAAACACUCCAUAUUGUGAACUGUCCUCAAUUGUUAUAUCUCCCAAGUGACAUGCCUCACCUCACUGCUCUUGAAGAUUUGACCAUAGAUGGUUGCCCUGAGUUGUGUCAAAAAUGUCAACCCCAUUCUGUUGAGUACUGGCCCUUGAUUGCUCACAUCAAACACGUUUCCAUUGCAGAUCCAAGACAGGAGGGGAAACUCGUUUAUCGAAUGCAAUCGCGGCUGCGGUUGAAUUUGCGCGGACGUUUUGAUCUUUUACUGGUUUUUCGGUUACCAUAACUUCUUCUUGCUCUAAGCUCUAUGAUGGAUAGAACUCCAUAAAUACACAUGUAUUCCUCUGUUUUGGGUCACUAAACCUGCUUCUCUUUUCAGAAAAAAGAACACCAUCACAUUUGAGUGAGUGAGAAUUUAGAAAAAUCAAAAGUGUAUGGAUUGGAAAAGGUGCGAAUCUGAUUAGUAAUGGCUGGAGAUUAACUUUUGUUUUUGAUUCCAUACUAGCUUUCGUAUGUCUAUUCAUCUUUCAUUUGGUAAUAGAGCAUCAUGUGCUUAUGCCUUGCUUUUUUUUUUUCCCCAAAAUUUGAAAGUUUUAAUUGAU
Abrus precatorius (Indian licorice) is the source of this 3091-nucleotide messenger RNA. RefSeq names its product putative disease resistance protein RGA1. Gene Ontology annotation, molecular function: ADP binding. The record is from RefSeq and is a predicted model, not a curated record. Gene Ontology annotation, biological process: defense response to other organism. Lineage: Eukaryota; Viridiplantae; Streptophyta; Magnoliopsida; Fabales; Fabaceae. The coding region runs from base 88 to 2775 and encodes 895 amino acids. The transcript has 2 exons.